CUUCGACCGACUGCGCAGGAUAUUCUCACAAGUCUACGAUAGCAAUUGCGUCAGCUCGGCGGAGUAGGAAAAGGUCAUUAUAUCUCUAAACUUUAUAUGGACCACACAUAGCAGAUGUUCAAACUUUUCCUGGCUGCGGCCGGCACGCUGUUGGUCACGUAUCUCUACAUGCGACUGAGAUACGUGCGCGACAAGCAGUAUGCACAUAUCCCACAGUUGCCAAAUCACAUCCUCUGGGGUCAUCUCAAGGUUUUUGGUGAAUUCAUGAGUCGUGGAAUACACGACCGACAUCCAGAUAAAAUCUUCGAAGAGAUAUGGGCAUCUAUAGGUCGUCCUCCUAUCAUGCUUGUAGACCUCCGGCCAAUUAAUCCUCCCAUGGUCCUUGUGCCUGGCCACAGCAUCGCCGAACAGAUCUCCAAACCAUCUAAGCUUUUCCCUCUCAGCACACCAAAAUCUCCGACUUGGACUCAUAUGAUUCCUAUCAUAGGAAAGUCAUCAAUUCUAGGUAGAGAGGGCCAAGACUGGAAGGAUCUCCGUAAAGUAUAUAAUCCAGGCUUCACGACUCAACAUUUGUGGAGUUUAUUGCCCCUUAUUCUCGAGAAGAUGGAACCAUUCUGGAAUUACUUAGAUCAGUUUGCUACUUCGGGAGAAGAGUUUUCUCUGGAAAAACUCAUCUCUAAUCUGACUUUUGAUGUUAUCGGUGCUGCCGUGAUGGAAGUUCAGCUUAAUGCACAACAACUAGACCGCUCAAAACAGGGCGAAUUAAUCCGAUUGUUCGGGGAGCUUGUCCAGACAUACAACGACGAUAAGAACAACCUUCCAUGGUGGAUCGUCCCCUGGACUACAAUGAAGCGAAAUCAACUGGCUAGGCGUAUUGAUGUGCUAAUAAAAGACAUGAUUCAGCAAAAGUAUACACAGCUAAAAGAGGAAGCAGAAGGGAAUAGAUCGCGGAGCAUUGUCGCGCUCAGUUUCCAGGAUACAGAAGCACUAACGCCGCAGCUUCUAUCAGAGACUUCAGACCAAGUAAGGAGUUUCUUGUUCGCGGGACACGACACAAAUACCAGCAUGUUGCAAUGGGCGUUCUACGAGCUAAGCCGUACGCCCCGCGCCCUCAAGGCUGUGCGCGACGAACUCGACGAGGUUCUUGGGCCUCAAACUGAUCCUCGUACGAUAUGCACUACACUGGCGCAGGAGGGCGAGCAUCUUAUGUCGCGCAUGCACUACAUCAAUGCUGUCAUUAAGGAGACGCUCCGCCUACAUCCACCUGCCAGCACUGUUCGCAUGGCGGAUCCUGGAACAGGCUUUACGGUUCGCGCACCCACCGGCGAGGAGUACAAUCUCGACGGGCUGAUCAUGUACUCGUGCCAGAGCAUUAUCCAGCGGGACCCAACUGUCUAUGGGGACACGGCGGAUGAUUGGAUACCGGAGCGAUGGCUCGGCGAGGCGGCAAAAAACAUUCCCGUGAGUGCGUGGCGGCCCUUCGAGAGGGGUCCAAGAAGUUGCAUCGGGCUAGAGCUCGCGAAUCUCGAAUCGCGCAUUAUCAUCGCCAUCGUGGCUCGCAAGUACGACUUUAUCAAGACGGGUUUAGGAGAAAGCGCUCUCGAUAAGGAGGGCUUUCCUGUGUUGAAUGACAAAGGGCAAUAUAAGGCCAAGUCAGAAUUAUAUAAUACUCGCAGGAUGACGUCCAAGCCGGUAGAUGGAACAAUCAUGAAGAUUAAACUAGCGGCUUAGACAGGAACUAAUCCGGUCGUGGCAUGGUACAGCACAGAUCGUCGUCGGAAUUAGGAGAGGUAGGUAUUGUCCUCCAAUUGUAGCAGAUAUAACGACGCUAAAGUGUACGCAUCCAUUGGUAGUGAGAGCUAUUAACUAGUAGUAGCAUACCUAUUCGAGUGUGCUUCCUAGCUUUAUGAAUGCCAAAAUGUGCAGCCCCUAUUAUCUCAGGCGACCUGAUAGGAGGUAGUGUCCCAGUAAGGUUGAAAGAAGGUUUGCAGGCCCGCGAGUCACGUCCAAGUUCACGGUAUAGCAGAGAAAAGAGGAAUGUUGGGAUAAUGGAUUUUGUUAUAGUGUGGAAAAAGACCUAGGAAUUGAAUUUCAGAGUGGGGUGUAUGGUGGGGGUAGUGAAGGUCUCUGCGGCGCAUAAUCACUGGGAAUCUAGAGCUAUCAUUGCGCUAAGGCGCUUCUUCCAUUGGAGUGUAAGGGUCCCAUGGUUCUGUAAAGUCGUCGAUUGGGCUUAGAUCUCAGCCGCAGCCCCCUCACCUUACGGCAUGUAAAUUUUCGGUGUGCACCAAGUUGAUAAGAAUUUACCUUCUUUUCAUUCUAGCUA
Messenger RNA from Annulohypoxylon truncatum, 2323 nucleotides. RefSeq names its product cytochrome P450. The transcript has 4 exons. NCBI's taxonomy places the organism in Eukaryota, Fungi, Ascomycota, Sordariomycetes, Xylariales, Hypoxylaceae. The coding region runs from base 115 to 1731 and encodes 538 amino acids. The record is from RefSeq and is a predicted model, not a curated record. Gene Ontology annotation, molecular function: iron ion binding; oxidoreductase activity, acting on paired donors, with incorporation or reduction of molecular oxygen; monooxygenase activity.